Messenger RNA from Sycon ciliatum, 5488 nucleotides. RefSeq lists its product as uncharacterized. The transcript has 24 exons. Bases 347 to 4654 code for a protein of 1435 amino acids. Lineage: Eukaryota; Metazoa; Porifera; Calcarea; Leucosolenida; Sycettidae. The record is from RefSeq and is a predicted model, not a curated record.
GAUAAUUAGGGAAUGAUGUUUGUGGUCGCUAGAAGAAGUCUUUCGUUUCUUCUCGCAAUCAUCCGAAAUAGGUGAGCCGUAUCUCUUGAAGAUUUUGUCGUGCAAGUUAGUUGGACAACGGUGACCAGGUGACCAGCCUGCGCUUCAGGAGCGUUCUGGGUGCAUGCGUGAAGGUCCCGUUCCUUCAUCCAAACAGUUGAGGAGACGUUCGUAUGAAACAGUGACCUGAACUGACCCUCGAGUCGCUUGCAUACGCUACACUGGACAUUUACACCUUGACAAGUUGAGUGAGUGAUCAUUGCUACCAAGAUUCUCAGAUGAACGCUCCCCCUCAGCAGUGCGGAUCAUGGCGGUUAUCAGUACUGCGCUGUAUUGCAACGCCAACCGUGCUAUCGUGGUGCUCAUUGCUUUGCUGCCCGCGGUGGUGCUUUCAGCCAGUAUGAGUGGUGAAUGCUUCUGGUUUAAUCUGACAAGUGCACCGGAGCAGCUUGAGUUCAGCCAUGACCAGCUUACAGCCCAGCUCAAUGAGAGUUUCAUUGGCAACUGCUCCACGGACGACAUUGUCAGCCUGUCUGCACUGCGUCCACACGCCCAGACAUGGCUUGUGCUGGUCGCCGAUAGACUGAUACAGGGGAGCAGCAAUGACAGUGUCACUCUGAGAGCUAUUUCCAACUUGAUUCUGACCAGUUGGCCCGGGACGGUGUUCAAGUGCGCCGCAUCACCACUGUACGACAUGAUCAACAAGACGGAGAUAGUCAACGGCCUCGGUGGAAACAGCUACAGCAUAGAGCGCGGCAACAGCUCAUGCCUGGUAGCGCUGCACAACUCCUCGUCGGUUAUCCUAACGGGACUAGCGUUCCAGAAGUGCGUGAGUAAUGAUGUCCAGCCUGCGGCCGUGGAGGUAGUAUCCUGCAGGGAUGUAUACGUUGUCCGCUCCAGAUUCAGUGACAACUUUGGCCCCGCAGUAGCGAUAGUGAACUCGUCGACAGUCGUCUCUGCCUGCACGUUCCAGGACAACAUUCGCUUUGGCACGGUCAGCAAGAGCAGAGUGUUCAAUCCACUGCAGGGAAGCAGCAGCAUGGUUGUCGCUAUCGGCGAUAGCGAACCGCACGUCGUGACCAUAGCCGACUCAGUGUUCACCGGCAACAUCAACACGCAGACCGAGACGGAUGACUAUGCCCGCGACAAGGGUGGCCACGGCGCAGGCCUCAGCGUCACGUUUCACCACGCGCACGGCCAGCCGGUCGUCAGGAUUACCAACUCCACGUUCUUCCAGAACGCUGCACGCCAGUUCGGUGGAGCUGUGUUUGCGGAUGUUGUCGACACCUCUAACAUGACGUUUGAAGUGAAUGGCUGCAGGUUCCUUGAAAACGCCGCCGAGACGGUCGGCGGAGGACUUGUUGUUUAUCUUGGUGCUAAUUCUACGGAGAACAACAUCACCAUCUUCAACUCGGGCUUCCAGGCCAACUUGGGUGGUAUGGGUGGAGCGGUGGUGGUGAUCCUAGAGAGCCAGGACACGGUUCAGCGGACGUUCGACGCCCAGUUCAUUAAGCUGAGCGACUCCUUGCUGAACGAGAGCUUCCCGGUCAGCGUGCCGUCGGAGAACUUCAUCAGCUUGGACAGCUGCACGUUCAGUUCCAACUGGGCGCGGGGCAGUGGUAACGCUCUCAUUCUUAUGAUGAGGCUCACUGUCUCUACUAGCCCUCUGCCCGCUAACAUCAAAAACUGCACCUUCACCAAAGAAAGAGUGUUGAAUCGGAACGGGAGCCUUUCCAAUUCCAGCACCAAUCUUGGACUGUACAAUCGUGUCGUCGGUCUGCUGCGUCACCCCACUUAUAAAGCCGGUCAGUAUCUUCAGCGCCUGUUUGCCUGGAGCGAUACACAUUGCACGGUGCUGUGCGAAAAGUUACCCGUGGAGUUUGGCAGCGGUGAGACCAAGUUCCAGACAAACUCCAUCCGCUCGAUCGUGGUACGCAGUGCUGCUCUGUAUGUCAGCGGAAAGCUCGUGGUGUCGGGCAAUGUCAACACUGAAUUUGACGGCUUCAACUUGGAGAGCUACGGCGGAGGAAUUUAUCUGACUGGACGUUCACAAAUCUACGUCACCAACAGCAGCGAGGUCGUCGUGAGUGACAACUUUGCCGGUUUUGGAGCUGGAAUUUUCAGCCUGACAUCGUUGGCGUCAGCUCAAGUGUCGGUGGGAAGCGGCGACAUCUUCUCGCACCGGUGCUUCAUCAUAUUCAGCUCACGGCAGUUCUCGUACCCAUCCGCUGCUUCAGAUAGCUUGGCCAAGUUCAAGUUUGAGAACAACACGGCAUGGAAGGGUGCGGCCAUCUACACCUCCUCCAUGCUGGACUGCGCUUCAUGGUGGCGCAGUCGGCGUUGCGAGCAGGAUUACCCCAAAUCAUUCGUAUUCAGGAACAACUCGGCGUGCGACUACGAGGGUUUCCCGUCGCCCGAAGAAUGCUAUCGCAAAGCUCCGCUGCAGUCCAGAGGAGAGCCAGCCGUUUGCGGUAACCAGACGACGAGAGAGUCGCUGGACAACUACGGCAUCUACUGCCCGUCGGUAGCAACGGAUUCCUUUCAAGAACACUGGCUGCUGCCACCGGAGAGCUCAGCAGACCCAAAGAUGCUGACGUUCAGUCCCGGACAGACGAUCGGGGUUGAGGCUAUUCUUGUCGAUCAGAACUGCAACCCGUCUGAACUCAACACCAAACUACAGGCGACACCGGACGAUGUUGUCAGUUUCAAGAAUGUACACUUUGAAGUGAUCAGCGUCAGCAAUCUCUCCUUCGUCAGCUAUUCUAACGACUAUGAGUUCAGUGAGGAUGAAGGUCAUGACGUGAACGUGACACUGCAGCCACUCGUCUCACACUUUGUGGCAAAUGACUACAUUCAGUUGAGAGUGGGUCAUUGUCGUGCUGGAUAUCUGCCCAACAAAACUGCCAACGGCCAUUACACGUGCCUGUGUCUUGAAACGGACGAUGUGUUUCAAUCCUGCGUCCAGGGAGGAACCGGAAUAGUGCUGAAAAGCGACUUCUGGGUAACAAACACCACAGCAGACGGCGAUAUCUUCUACCAUCGCUGUCCGUUUGGUUACUGCAAACCGUACUGCAGUGCAAGUGAAUCGGCAGUGUACGGGCUUGGGCAGUGCUGCGAAGAAUCCGUCGGCCAUCGCGGCUGCUUCUUCGACAGCUCACGGCCAAACAGCCUGUGCAACACCAAUCGAACAGGUGUGUUAUGCGGCAGUUGCCCUUCUCAUAAGGGUCUAGUACACGCACAGUGGAUUGUGGAUUGUCAGGACUGCAAACACCAGCCUGGAUUGCUGGUACUCAUGGCUGGCAUUCCGGCCGGGCUGUCUCUUCUGAUCUUCUUCCUGGACAUUCACCUACCGCACUAUGUGUGGGUAUUCGUCCACUAUGUGCAGGUGGCAUCCUAUCUACCCAACAGCAACAGUGAUAACAUCUUCCGGGUUUUGAUGUAUCUGCAGUUCUACACGUCGCUGGACUUUCUCUUCGGGGCCUGUAUCUUUGAGAGCAUGGACGCCCUGCAGAACUCCGCACUCUUCUUUGUACCGCUGGGUGCUGUGACCGCAACACUGGUAGUCACAUAUGCUAUUUGCUGGCUUGCGCUGAAGAAGCGCCGGCGGAUGUGGAUGAGACGGUUUAUACACACGUUCCUAACCUGCUUCCAACUGAUGUACCUUAACAUGUGGUUGGGCGCCUACCGGACUCUGUUCUGUGCUGACAUAAAGUUUUCCAGCGGAACUCAAAAGAGGCUGCUGAACGAUGGCAAUGUACUGUGCUGGCAAGAUCGCCAUCUUAAGUAUGCCCUGCCCGUCGCUCUCUUUGCCGGACUGAUUCUCGUCCCCGCUCCCUUUCUGCUGACACUAUACAACACCAUGUCACUAGCGUCGCCUGCGAAGUCUACGCGCAAGGCCUGGUUUGGCUACAAGGAGGGUGUGGGCGCCGUGUGGUGGUUCUCAUGGGAUAUGAUACGCAAAGCGGCGGUCGUCACCGGAAACGGCAUAUACGACGUGUCGCUACACCAGAGUAUUCGCUUCAUCAUGUUUGCUGCCGACUUGACGCUGACCUGUCUGGCAUCGAUUCGCUACAGCGCCGACGUGGAGAACAAACGUGGCUGGUGGCUGACCAACCACCACAGCUACAUACAGAGCUUUUCGCUGGUGCUGCUCAGCGUUCUCCAGCUGCUCUGGGUCGCCUUCUUCAUCACCAGCUCUGAUCCAGACCUUCCCAUUGUCAUGCUAAGCGUGAUGGAGACGCUGCCAAUUGUUUCACUAGCCGUGUGGAUACUGUGGAAUGUGGUGCGUAUAGUGUGCCGCCACAUCUUCAAGUCACAGUUGGAAACCAGUGCUCAACAGGAGGAUGCCUGGUCGGACCUGGCCUUGUCCACGUCGGUGCCGCGCGAACCGCUGCGCGACCGCUUCAUCCGCACAAUCGCGUACGGCCCGAUCCGCAGCUACAGCCGCGGUGCAGGCCGCGUGGACGAGGACGGCUAUCUGCAGCCGAUCGGGAGCGACGUACUCCUUGCCGGCCGCACUCCUGACUAUCACCGACUGCGAAAGAAGAAACCCAAGCACCUGCACAACAUCUCCGAUAGCGACUCCGAUGACGCCGACGACGAGCAGGGAAAGUAACGCCUCCUUCAGAAGGCUAGUCACACAUCUGGGCAUACCUGCCCUGCUGGCAAGGUGGUAGCACAUCUUUGUGAUGUGAUACCAGCAAUGUGUAGCCCUGCAAAGACUAGGUGCAAGCAUGAACAAAAUAUCCUUGAAGUGUACAGGUUUUCUUGUCAACCGAUACUUGAGAGAACUGACGAAUCUAGUAGUUAGAGCAGUCAAACAUAACUCAAUACGUGUGCCCGGGUACGGCAUCCGCAAGGUAUGCGUAACAUUAUGUGCGUGGGACUAGCAUUGAGAGAGGAACUUACAAACACAUCAUAGUAUUCAACGUGUACUACAGAACCUGUGCAUGUUAGAUCUCAGUGAACACUGUGAUGAUAUCAUAGUAUUAUGUCUGUGAACUUUGUAUGGUAAAUGUGCAAUCCAUAGCACUUCUUACCCUAGCCCUAUGUGACCGCUGAUGACCAAAAACUUAGUAGGUAUAGGCUGCAGCUGAAGCAUUAGGCUGUGCUAUGCGCACCCAAAUCAUGCGUGUGUGCCGUAAUGCACACCUUAUGCGUGUACGUGUGUAUGUGCAUGUGUGUGUGUGUGGGGGGGGGGGGGGUGGUAUGUGUGCGUGCAUGCAUGCUUAUGUCAGUAGUGUGACAUUAACACCAUAUCUAGUGCAAUAAAGCUCUCAUAACGACUUUCAAUGAUGCUUUUAUUAUUUUAUUCCAUUUUCAGUGCAUGGGCUUGUUAAACUUUCUUGAUUUCGGUUGACUUCUUCCUUCGGUAUUUUUAUGGUUACUUCGAAUAUGUGAUCAAAACUGAUUUGAAGUACAUGUAUAUUUAUAAAAUUCUCUAGGCAGG